This is a messenger RNA of Schistocerca americana (American grasshopper), 4095 nucleotides long. RefSeq lists its product as uncharacterized. NCBI's taxonomy places the organism in Eukaryota, Metazoa, Arthropoda, Insecta, Orthoptera, Acrididae. The record is from RefSeq and is a predicted model, not a curated record. The transcript is spliced from 14 exons. The coding region runs from base 134 to 3244 and encodes 1036 amino acids.
GGUGGAGUAUUGGGAGAUCCAGUGAUCCGAUCUAAGUGACGGACCGGGAUGCUGAGGCGGACAUUGGCGCCGAGACACCGCGCCAACGCGACGAAGAGGACGUCACACAUUACAGAGGCCUGACCGCCGCAGGAUGGUGAAGUGCGGCGACGAGCCGCUGCUGGUGCCGCCGCCCAAGGCAGCGGCCAUGGCGGCGACCAGCAGGGCGGCGCCCGCCGUCGGCGUGGGUGGCUGCGUGGACCAGGAGCCCACCUACUGCUUCCGGCUGCAGGAGGAGGCGCCCGACAGGGACCGUGACAGCGCCGCCUCCACCAGCGUCUACUCCAUCUACAAGCAGCGCAUCGACCAGAUGUUCGACGAGACGCGCUCCCAGAUGUCCUCGUCAGCCUGCCGCACCACCACCUCCUACAGCUGCUGCCAACAGGAGGAGCGGCGACGGCAACGACGUGAGGAAGGCGGCAACCGGCGUCCGCGCAUCAGCAACAGCGUGCAGGCGCGCAUCGAGAAGAUGUUCGCCGACAUGGCCGAGGCGUCGGGGGCGGCGGCGGCGGCGGCGACGGCGUCCACGGCGGGUCCUCCGCCUCCUGCGGGGGCGGGGUCGGGCCGCUUCCCCGUGGAGUACCUGGGCGCCGUGCCUCUGCGGGACAAGGUCACCACGCUCAACGGCCUGCAGCAGCCGCUGGCCGACCUCUACCUGGGCAGGCACCACCGCGACGGGGCGGGCGGCGCCGGCUGGCUGGAGAUCUGCGCCGGCGGCCUGCGUGUGGAGGCGCGCGGCCGCCACUGGCUGACCGCCUUCCCCAGCAUCGCCGUCUGGGCCGCCGUCAAGUUCGUGCGCAGGCGCCGCGGCGCCGACGCGCAGUUCGCCUUCCUGCCGCUCAUCGCCGACCCGGACGCCGUCGACAAGGACGCGCUCUUCCGGCCGCUGCCUGCCUCCGCCGGGGCGUACGCAGAGCGGCUGGGCCACUCGCCCGUGCUGGCGGUGGUGAUGCGCGGCGGCCGGCGGCAGCUGGACUGCCACGGCUUCGUGUGCGAGCGCGCCGAGGACGCGGUGGUGGUGGCGGCGGCGCUGUACCAGGCGCUGGUGGCGCACCUGCAGCGCGAGGGCGCGGGCCGCGAGCGGCAACCCACUAGCCGGCUCGACGGCGUCAGCUACGCGCCCGCCGCCUCCAGCGCGCCGCCGCUGCCGGCGCCCGUCCGCCCGCCCCGCAAGAAGAGGUCCUCCGUCUCUUCCGCCAGCGAGGACGGCGAAGACGCCAUCAAGGUCCUGUCCUCAGAGGAGAUACCACCGCCGCAGAAGUCCGGAAAGAAACAACAGUCGCAGUCGAAGACGCAACAGGGGCAAACUCGUAAGUUACCAGCACCAACACCACCGCAUCAGCAGCAACAACAGGAUGGGCAGCACCAAAAGCACCAGCAGAAGCCACAGUUACCACAGACGCAUCAGCAGAACCAGAGGCACCAGUUACCACAGCACCAGCUGCAACAGCAAGAGCAUCAGCAACAGAGGCACCAGUCACCGCAGCAGCAACAACAACAACAGCAACAGCCUGCAGCCAGCAGCGACCCCAGGAGGGGUGCGGGCCCGGGACCAGACUACCACGACGUCCGGCGUCAGCACAGGCCCGCCCCUGGCGGCGACAUCCUCACCAAGGUCGCCAUUCCACGCAGCAGCAGCUUCCUCAACGCCGGAGGACCGUUGUCCAGGUCCGUACCACGACGAGAAGCGAACAAGAUAUUAUAUGCAGACACAGAGGGCGACGGCGGCAGCAGCCCGCUCGGCUUCAACGAGCUGUUCACCGAGUUCCGCGUGCACGAGGGGCUGCACUCCACCGACGACAUCCUGGACGCCAUCAUCGACGCCGAGGGCAUGUCCUUCAACGACCUCAAGCCCAUCUACAAAGAGUUCCUCCUGAAGCUGGCGUUCACGCUGACGCGCGACGAGCUGUACCAGCGCAGCAAGAGCAUCAUGCGACGCCAGCGCAAGAAGCAGCAGAAGCACCGCAAGGGCCUGUACGCCCCAGGGGGCGCUGGGGGCGGCCUCAAGCGCGCCUUUCGCCGCUCCGUCUCCAAGCUGAAGCCCAGGCCGGGCAGCUUCGAGUUCACCUCUGUACUCUUCCAACCGAGGCCAGCUCGAGCGUCCAAGAAGUGCAAGAAGCCGACAUUGGUUACCGGCAAGUGUUCUUCCAGCACGUCGUCAACGUUCUCGUCUCGCAGCCACAAGCUGCGUACGGGAACGAAUCGUUUGCCGAGGCGGCUCAGUAGCCGAAGACGGGCAGGUGCACCUCCUCUGAAGAGGCGUCCAACGGUGAGCACGUCCGAGGAUAGUGACUUCAUGUGCGGCACGGAUGUGAGGCUACCUACUCGUGCCAUUCGCAGCCCUGCGCCUGCCACUGCUGCUGGUAACAUGGCCAACAACCGCUCGUCCAGUGGCUACUUCUCAUGCAGUGAGUGUAGCUAUGACAGCGAGUCCUGCACCUGCACAUCUGCAGACAAGUGCUACUGCUCUCUUGGAGGUGGUGGCGGUGGCAAAGUGCCAUCGGCGAGAGGUCACAAGCACGCCCCCAUCACCUCUGGAACGACAUCAUGUGACUCAGAGAGCUGUGGCGCUGGUCGUUGCUGCACAUGUGGCGUCCCCAGGCCAUCAAUGCCCUAUAGACAGGUUUCAAAACAAAUGGAAUCUCCCGACACUGCUUGGAAACGCAACGAGCGCAGAACCCGUGCUGCUCUGCAGCAACAGACAGCAGCACGCAAGAGAAUGGAUGUGUACAGUGAUGUGGCCGUCCGUCCACAGUACCACCUGCCCAGUGAUUUCCGUGACUUCAGCAGCACUUCAGAUCUCGCACUUGACUAUGAGCUCUUCACAGUCGCCAAGUCAGACAGAAACAGUGUCUGUGAAGAUCGUAAGGUACUAGUUGUGUCUGCUCGUGAUCCACGAGGCCGCCUGCUGUAUGUUGGCCCUGCAUCCUGCCGAGCCAGUUCGAGCAGUGAUUCACAGCGACGCUCACACAAAGCUAGGGCACCACCGAGGCCUGGAAACUCAGCGGGAUCUGAAGCACUCUCAGUGAAGAAAUCCGCUGAAAUUGCAGCACUUUUCUCAAAACAAGCUCUUUCAGCUCCUAAUGAUGAAGUAUUUUACAACACACUCGAGCCACCAGACUAUUAUUUGACAGCAAGAGGAGCCAAGACUGCAUCAAAUUAUAUGGCAAGCAACUUAGAGAACUCACUUGGAUAUCUACCAUAGGAGUGUCAUUAAGAACAGCUGCACAUCUUUCUGCUCAUGUGUACAAACAGUUUUGAUUGCCUUUGUUUGGGAAGCAGCUAUACUAAAUAUCCUCCUCCUCCUUAUCCUCCUCCUCCUCCUCCAACAACAAUAACAAAGUAUACAUUAAUGUUAUAAAAUAAUGUGAGCUAAAAUAAAACUAAAAUACAAAGAUGUGAAAAGUGAAAGUUAAAUAGUGAUGAGAUUGCAUUUCUGGUACCUUCAUAGUUUACUCAGUGAGCAAAAGAAGUAACUUUAGUUUUUCAUGGGUGAGGACUGCUAAGUUUUGACCUCUACUUGCUAUUGUUAUAGUGUCUGAUGUGUUAAUAUUACUGCUUAAAAUCUAAUUAAAAGCUGUCUAAUACAUUCAGAUUCAUUGAAUAUUAUGUUAAUGAAUGAACUGUGGAAAAGUUGCUGCCAACGUCUUGCAAGUACUUUCUUCUGGACAAGAGUUAUCCUGUAUUACAGACAGGAUAACCAAGACAUGUUCACGGAGGACCUACCUUAAAUGUUGUAUGAAAAGCUUGUCAUGAUGUGUUACCUCAUAGUUUCUAUGUAUGAGUCACAAUGUCCUGUAAACGAUAUAACUCAGAAAAGCAACCAAGAAUUCAAUAACAUGGCAAGUUCAGAUGUGAUCAGUGUCAUAAAGUGUGAUGAUAACCAAUAAGGGGGAAAAAUGUGCAAUAUAACUGAUAUGAAAAAAUGUGCAAUAUCAUGUGCAAUAUUCUUAACCUUUUAUUUAUAUAAAAACUGGUGUACAUAAAUAUACAGACAAAUGUGUGAAUACAAAUUGCUUUCAUUAUUUUCCAGACAUUUGUUAUUUCUGUGAUAUA